AUAGAAACUGAGCAGAACAUAAUGGAGCAUAUUGGCAGGAAAAUGCCCUGCCUAUACAGUUGGAAAUCAGCCCCCAUGCUGCAGAUUUAAAAUGGCCAUGUUGCAACUCCCUGCAAAUUGGUUUGCGGUGGAAACCCUAACAAGAUCAUUAAAUAUAAAAGCACUGUUGGAUGCUGGGAAAGUACUGUGCUACACAUACAUGUGUGCAUCUCCAUGGACGUGCAUGAAUGGACAGCAUCAAUGCCAUCGAUUUGAAUAAGGAGGUGAUCUAUCCAAUCCACUUACAGAACACACAGAGAUAAAUCGGUGCUUUGGGCUCUCUUGAGCAGCUGCAAGGAGAAAUGUUACCCUGAGAAUGAAGCUAUAAAACGUCUCCCUGCAGAACCGUAUGAUUGAAAAUGCGGUCCAGCACUCCUCUGCUGCCGGACAUGCUUUUGUCCUCCUACCCCUCUCACCCAAUGUUGCAGUAAUACAGAUGGAUUGUGGCAGAGGCGCAGAAAUGGAGUUACGGAGGUCCUCCAGCCCAGGCAAGCUGAGCAAGAACGACAUGGAUGCUGACAAGACCAUGUGCCACAGCUGCUGCAUCUGUGGUAAAAGUUUCCCUUUUCAGAGCUCAUUAUCGCAGCACAUGAGGAAGCACACGGGUGAGAAGCCCUACAAAUGUCCUUACUGUGAUCACAGAGCUUCCCAAAAGGGCAACCUGAAGAUCCACAUUCGUAGUCACAGGACAGGCACUUUAAGUCAGGGACACGAGGUGGAGAUGGGAGAGGCGCAGCUGGGUGAGAUGGGUGUUUCGGAGGGUCUCGGCGGCUGCACUAGUCCCACCAAAAGUACAUCUGCCUGCAACAGGAUCUUGAAUGGCACUGCUCAGGUAGACAGCAGCAAGAUCUUGUUGAGAAGCAGCAAGAAGGAGGUCGCAGAGGUGGCGCCCGCCGAGGAGGAUGGCAAGCUAACUGCUUACCCAUGCACCUUCUGCAAAAGCAAAUUCGAAAGGAAGAAGGAACUGGAGCAGCACCUGCACCAGGUCCACAAACCUUUCAAGUGCAGGCUGUGUAGCUACAUGACCUUGAGGGAGGAGACGUUGUUAAACCACGUAGAGAAGGACCAUAUAACCGCUCAGGUCCCGAAUGGGGAGGCCUACACUGAGAACUGCAAGAGCGAGCUGAGCGCCGGCGAGUUUCCUUGCGAAGUUUGCGGCCAGGCCUUCAGUCAGACCUGGUUCCUGAAAGCUCACAUGAAAAAGCACAGGGGCUCGUUUGAUCACGGCUGCCACAUUUGUGGCAGAAGAUUCAAAGAGCCCUGGUUUCUCAAAAACCACAUGAAGUCGCAUGGCCCGAAGACUGGGAACAAAAACAAACUGAAAAAUGAGCUGGAGCUCAUAGCCACUAUCAAUGACGUGAUACAGGAGGAAACGAUUGUGACGGGCCUGUCUUUGUACGAAGUCUGCACCAAGUGUGGAAAUCUGUUUACAAACAUGGAAAGCCUAAAAGCGCAUAAUGCUGUUCACUACCGGGCUCAGCGGAGCAGCGCCGGGGAUAAAGCCGAGGGCUUAAUUGACGGGAGCCUGAGCCCCUCAGUAACAAAGCAGUUUUUCUUGCAGUGUCUCAAUCUAAGGCCAUCUGUAGGGCUGGAUAGAGUUACAAGGGGACAGACUGGAAAAAGAGUAGCCGAGCUGGAUCCAGUCAGUAGCUACCAAGCUUGGCAGCUGGCCACCAAAGGAAAAGUAGUAGAGCCCUCCGAGUAUGUGAAGUAUGUGGGGUGGGAUGAGGCCCUGGCGGACGCGGACGUGACUUACGACAAGGAUAAGAGGGAGUACAUCCUUGUCAACCAGGAAAAGCGCAAGCGGGAGCAGGAUUUGCCCAGCUCCUCCAGCAACCCCAAGAAGAAGAGCUGUCCCAGCGGGCGCCUGGAGAAGACCAGCAGCGCCCCGCCAGGGGAGAGCUGCCCGCUCACCCAGGGCAACCUGGAUUACCGUCCCUCCUCGCGGCAGGGCAGGCGAGCCACCCAGAACAAGUCCACUGAGUGCUUUGAGUGCGGCAAGGUCUUCCGCACCUACCACCAAAUGGUGCUGCACUCCCGGGUGCACCGCAAGGAGCGGAGGAGCUGCCGCGAGGGCGGGACGGCCGCCCAGCCCGACCGCUAUGGCUCCAGCAGCGAGGAAGGGGACUCGGGCUCUGUCAGCGGGCCCAGCACGCCCGGCUCCGCGUCCGCCCCGGAGGACUCGGCCACCUCUGGCUUGGGGGAGGAAGGGGCCGAGGAGAGCUCGGAGGAGGGAGCAGCUGACCCCUCGUUAGAUGAAAAGCCAUACCACUGCAAUUUUUCUGAAGAGGAAACCCCUAUGGUAACAUCUCAGUUGGAGGAAAUUCCGAAGCUGGGAAGCCGCAACACCAGAGAAAACGAGACCAAUGAAUCUAAGCCAGAGAUUCCAGCUUUGGUGUCAGCACUGGAGAGUGUCAUCAAGGAGCCCUUUUCGAAAUACCACGAUCUGAAAGGUUCUGUGGACAUAAAGAUGCCAGCAUUUCACCACAGCCAAGGGCUUUCUUGCUCCAGUCACUUUGCUGGCUUUGUUUCGGGUGUGGGCCAGACAUCUUCAAACACGGUCAUGGACUUGAAAACGUCACUUGAAGUGCAAGCUAGUCGCUCUAGAGAAAAUUUGCUAGACUUACACAGGGAUCAUCCUCUAACAGAAAAAGGUGCAGAAGCUCACGAGGCAGUUCCACUUGAUUUGAGUGAAAAAUCAACAAGGGAUAAUUCAUGCAAUAAAAAUUUGAAUACAUCCUUGCAGGCUGCUUUAAUUAUCUACCCAUGUCCUUUCUGCAGUCACAAGACCUACUACCCUGAAGUCCUGUGGAUGCACAAAAGAGUUUUGCACAAAGUCAGCUGUAACUCGAUGGUCCCCCCUUGGGUUCAACAGAAUGGAUUCAAGAGUAUUAAAAACAACCUGGUUUUUCUGGCAAGGAGUGGGCGUACCGGCCCCCCUCCCGUUCUCGGGGGUAAGGAAUGCCAGCCUUUGCCCGUUGCCAGAUUUACACGCACUCAAGUGCCAAGUGCAUUGCCAGGGUCCAAAAGCAGCUCUCUUCCUGUUGGGAUGACUGCUAAGUCUGGGAGUGUGCAUCAGUCAAAGGACAGCCAUGCGUUUGGCCACUGUGGUCCACGCUUAUCAGGUCUUGAUGGGUACAGACAGCCCAAAUUAAACCAUUCCCAGGAGCAAUACAGCAUAGCAGCACAACCGCCUCCGCUGAAAAAUAAAUAUGAAGCAAAUUCCAAACUUAUGCAAAUGGGAGCAUAUAGCAGAAGUGUAACGCCUACUCAGACAGUCAUAUCCAGGCCUAGCACGCAGUCCAGCAACAGUAAACAGGUGGAAAAGUAUGUGGUCCCCCAAGGAAGUACUGGUUUUGUCCCUUCAGGUAAGCACUGUGCAUCUGAUUCCGUGAAGGCCAAAUUCAACCCACCACCACAGUAUCAUCCCCUGUGCAAAAGCGAGCAGUACACUAAACACGAAGAGCCAUCGGUGCCUCAGAGGGAGUCUCACAUAAAGGCUGGUAAUGAGAUGAGGACAUUGGCAAACUGCACAGCUGUGGCACGAGCAAGUCCACUGAUGCAGCCCCAGCCUAGCGCAGCAGGAAUUUCUUCGGCUUUACACUCCAGCAAACAGGAUCCGGGAUCAGACGGGCAUGAGAAACGUUUGGACAUUUUAAAUAUCUUUAAAACAUACAUUCCAAAGGACCUCGCUUCGUUGUACCAAACCUGUGGUGCCAACAGCCCUGUCCUGGAUCAUGCGGGGAUGCUUAGGACACAAACACGCCAAGGAGACUGCGUCUGCAGGGAAUGUGGAAAAUGCUUUAACCAACCCAGUCACCUCAGGACUCAUCAGAGGUCCCACACAGUGGUAUUUGAGUCUAAUGGACUCCGAGGUACUGAAGUUCACACCACCUCCGCAGAUGCCCCAAAACAAGGGAGAGACCACACCAGCGCUGACGUCGCCCACACGCUGCCUCUCCGGAAGGGAACCUAGAGCCCCGGCGGAGGAGCCCGCGCCCUGGCUGCCCUUCGACUGCAGCCCCUGCCCUGUGGGGCAGCCCCCCGCGAUGCCGGCAGUGGAGCAUCCCUGCGAAGCAUCCCCUUGCUUGUCACCACCGUGUGGGAUUGGGAACGGCGCUGCGCUCCGCUAGGAGGGGGGUGCCGCCGCGCUGUUAAUCAUUUUAAAAUAAAUGAAGAUGCUCCGCGAGAUAUAUAUAAAUUGACGUACUAAUCAGUCCCAUGGUUCCUUAUUUCCUUUAUAAUAAACAGCGGAGUUGGCAAGCACUGUGGCAGCACAAGGCAUCUAUAUUAAUCAAGAGAAGUUUGAGACACUGGAAAAAUUAAACUUUAUGUGAUUUGGACAGCAUGAAGAAGUUAAGCACUGUAACAAAAACCUCCCUGAUGCUCACAAUGACUAUUUGAUACAUUUGAAAAACAGCAGUGGAUUUGAGGGCUGGAGAAGUAUUAAUUAAUGAAACUGCCACUGCCUGUCAUGCUGAAAAGCAAAUUAAAAAAGAGAGAGAGAGAGAGAGAGAGGAAGAAGGGGGGGUGCAGGGAAAAGGUGGCAUUCGGUGCUGAGAAAGCAAUGCUUGAUGAAGGAUUAAAGGAACUAAAGAGAAAGACCGUCACUCUGCAAUGGUUUGUUUCAUUACAGUUUGGGGACCACUUGCAUUUCUAGUGCUCUUGUUCUUGACUGUGCACCAUUAAUAGUAUGUGAAUAUGGAAAUUGAAACACUUCCACAGAAAAGCUUCUAUUCUGCUUUGGAAAUGAAAAGCUAGUUGAACACUAAGAAAAACAGGCUUCUGUGUUUUACUCUCAGGACCUUUUUUGUAACAGGGCUACUUUCUUCGACCUGAUCACAAAGGAAGUCUUCAUGUUAAAAAAAUAAAAAUUAAAAAAAAACAACAAGCGCUCAGCUGUCUAACGCCACUGAUCUGUAUGUUUCUAACGGAGAAGGUGGCAUGGAGUACCUUGGCCCUGAUGAAGGCACCGUAGGCUCCUGCGUUUUGUCCAGCAGGCCAGCUACUGGUCCUCCCUGGGCCUGGUGACUCUUCGAGAAGAUGAAUACCUUCUUUUGUGGUGGCAGGUUAAUGUUCAUAUAAUGUGUCAUGUCUUGUACUUGGUGAUCACUGGUGGUGUUAGGAAAAAAAAGAAAAAAAAAGCUUUAUAUACCUCUUCUACAGUAACUCUUUAACUGCAAGUUUUCAAGGUGGGGUUGUGGCACAUAACAGGUUGUUAAACCAUGCAGUGUAAGCAAUUAAAAAUGUAUUCCACAGAUAUAAAUAUUUUCUUUUCUUAUUGCUGUGACACUAUGUGUGAUGGUAAUAUUUCUGAGAGUUUCAGAUUUUGCACAUAUAAUUUUAUGCAUUAUCAAAAGUUACUGCUGCCUUGAAAGAAAAUGUUCUGUGAAAAUUUUUGCAAAAGCUUUACUAGUUUUUUUCUUUUUUUUUAAUUGUAACAUUUUGUAAAGGCAGGAAAUGGAUUAAAAAAAAAAAACUAGCAUGCUAAAUAUAUUUUUCAAAAAAGCAAUAAUUUUACAUGUACAGAAAUGAUGCUAACCUUUAAUACAGGUGAGAGCAACAGUUUACUUAAUACAAUAAUGGAAUAGUGCUGUUUUUGUAGGGCUUCUGACACAAAGAUUUGUUUAAAAAACAAAACAAAAAAAAGCUUGAUCUUUCUGUUCUAACAGUUCUGGUUGGGGGGGUCUUUUUUAAAACAAUCUAGUCAGUAAUUGGUUCUGGAUACUACUUGUUACUUGUUUUUAAUUACUUGACAGUUUUUGUUACUUUGCAACACUUGCAACAAUGCAAAUUAACUUUCUUAUGUAUUUUUUAACUAGUUUUUCCUUAUACUAUUACACCAGAUGUAUACCAGAGUUCUCUGUAAGUCUUGGUGUAGUUAGGAAUGUCUGUGCAAAUGCUUAAAAGUGACUGCAAUUAACUGUUCUGUGAAGUUAUUUCGAGGGAGGUCGCAUAGACACAUUCCAUUGUACACCAAAAAAAAAAAAAAAAAAAGAAAUAUUUUGCUGUGUUGCUUAAUGAUUAUCAUUUUGGGUUUGCACUAGCUUUCUUUUUUUUGUUUGUUUUUGUUUUUUUUGUUGCUUUUCUGAAUCAUAUUCUUCAUGAGUGAGAGUUCAGGAAUGCACAAAGCUAGUUGCUUAGCCUAUUUGUUUGUGUUUUAGUUAUUAAAAACUCUUGUGUACCCAAAAUGGCACGAAAGUGUAGUGUACAUUUGUAAUUUUUCUUUCAUUUUUUUCAAUAUUUUUUUUUGAGCUGAUACAGAAGAUCUUAGUUAAUAUUUAGAGCCAAAAGCUUCUUUCUGGAGCUUUUCUUCCAAAUAUCUGACAGAGAAGCUAGUGCUGUCACUGCCAUUACCAGGGUACUAAUCAGCAAAGUUUACAAUCAUAAUUUAGCUACACGAAGAACAACAGUAGGGGAAAUCAGUUUAAAUAAUUAUAUGCUGUGUAUAGCACAGAAAUGAGAUUUUCACUUAAUUAAGCAAGAAAUAAGAGUGGGUGGGAGAAAGCCAACCUUAAAGACCAUCUGUUUUCAGAAAUGAAUCCCAUGAUUUCUUUUUUCUUCUUUAUUGUUGUAUUGUAUUGAUUUGUUAUUUUAGUUAGGCUUUAGUAUUUAAAUUGAGUUGUGUUCCUUAUUUAUUUAGUCAAUGGGCUUUGAUCAGCUCCUUUAAACAACGUGAUAAGUUUUUUGGCAUGACACACUCCUGUAAAAGCCCUUUUAUGACUGUUACAGGGACUUUCUACUACCUCUACCAAUCUACUGUUUCUUCUUCUUAACAGGUUUUUAUGGUGUUGCAAGUCUAAUGUAACUUAGACAAUAAAGGGUUUGAUUAUCUACACUGUAGAUUCUCAGUGUAUCUGCCAUCUCUCUCUCUCACUUUCUCUCACUCUCUUUCUGGUUUUGUAUAUUUCAUUAUAGCUAAAGUGCAGAAGAAA
This is a messenger RNA of Cygnus atratus (black swan), 6974 nucleotides long. RefSeq names its product zinc finger protein 516 (gene ZNF516). Gene Ontology annotation, biological process: regulation of DNA-templated transcription. Gene Ontology annotation, cellular component: nucleus. Gene Ontology annotation, molecular function: RNA polymerase II cis-regulatory region sequence-specific DNA binding; DNA-binding transcription factor activity, RNA polymerase II-specific. The transcript has 6 exons. Bases 389 to 4015 code for a protein of 1208 amino acids. The record is from RefSeq and is a predicted model, not a curated record. Lineage: Eukaryota; Metazoa; Chordata; Aves; Anseriformes; Anatidae.